CCCUUAGGUCACAUGACCCGCUUUUGCCGAGCGCAACUGGAGAACGGGGACGUUCCCAGGCCGGCUCCGUUCAUCCCGUUCGCGCGCUGCCAACUUCUUGCCGAUAUACGUCAGCAGGAGAUAAAACUAACCUCAAAUAUUGGGGCCGAUGAGUCCCCCGGGGCAGCGCCUGUUUGUGCCUUACUUUGAGGCAUUGGGGUGGGCUGCCCGGAAAUUCCGCGUUGCUGAUCCUCGUGUGCUGAGCACGUUGAGGUUGGCCGGAAGGCUUAAUGACAAAAAAUGUGAGUAGACCUUCAACAUGGUUGCAAGGGUUCAGCCUCAGAAAUGUUUUGAAGCCACUUUGACAUUUGGGCGCUCUCUCUAUGUAUUAUGCGCAAAGUCACAAAACCAGCCCAAAUGUUGCCAUGUCAGAGUUUUCCGCCCAUUUCCAAAAACGGCCACUCGCAUGGCACAUGCGGAUGUUUCUUUGCACGUAAAAAAAAAAGCAAAAGCAGAAGUGAAGUAGAAAGUGCAACCCCCAAGGCAAAGUGAGCUUCAUUUCGAGGAGGAGCAGGAGGAGGAGCUGAGUGGGAACAACCUCCCCUGCACUCACUUGCCGUCAGAAACGCCUGAGCGGCGCUCGCAGACGGCAGCAGCACGGCACGGCCGGCGCCACAAACCUUUCCACGCUGGGAUGUGACUUUUUCCUUCCAAGCAAGCUUGAGGGGGAAGAUGAACGCCAGCGCCCACGCGCCGCCGAGGACCUUCCAGCCGCCCACCAUCCCGGUCAUCAUGUUCAUCUUCGGGGUGGUGGGCAACGUGACGGCCAUCGUGGUGCUGCGCAUCUCGCGCAAGGAGCAAAAGGAGUCCACCUUCUACACGCUGGUGUGCGGGCUGGCCGUCACCGACCUGCUGGGCACGCUGCUGGCCAGCCCCGUCACCAUCGCCACCUACGUGCGCGGCGGCUGGCCCGGCGCCCGCCCGCUCUGCCAGUACUCGGGCUUCGUCCUGCUCUUCUUCUUCCUGGCGCAGUUGUGCAUCCUGUGCGCCAUGUCGGUGGAGCGCUACCUGGCCAUCAACCACGCCUACUUCUACAACCGUUACGUCAACCAGCGGCUGGCGGCGCUGGCGCUGCUGGCCAUCUACGUCAGCAACGCGGGCCUGUGCGCGCUACCCAGCGUGGGCUUGGGCCAGGUCAAGCUGCAGCGGCCCGGCAGCUGGUGCUUCAUCGACUGGCACGGCGGCGCCAACCGCACGGCGGUGGCCGCCUUCAACCUGGCCUACGCCGGCGUCAACGCCGCCGUGGUGCUGGCCACCGUGGCGUGCAACGUCAUGGUGUGCGGCGCGCUCAUCCUCAUGCACCGCCGCUUCGUCCGCCGCACCUCGCUGGGGGCCGGGCGGCGCCAGGCGGCCCGCGAGCAGCCCGCCCCCCGCAGGAGCCUGGGCCGGCUGGCCGGGGCCGAGAUCCAGAUGGUCAUCCUGCUCAUCGCCACCUCGGCGGUGGUGCUCGUCUGCUCCAUCCCCUUGUUGCUGAGGAUCUUUGUCAACCAGCUGUACAGCAAGCAGAAGGAAGAGUGGACGGGGCUCAACAAAGACCUGCUGGCCAUCCGCAUGGCCUCCGUCAACCCCAUCCUGGACCCGUGGGUCUACAUCCUGCUGCGGAAGACGGUGGUCCUCACGCUCAUGGAGAAGAUCAAAUGUCUCUUCUGCAGGAUGGGGCGGGGCCGGCGAGGAGGCCGCGGCGGCAAACACUUCCGCUGCGCCGGCGUCCCCCUGUCCUCCUCCUCCGUGAUGUCGCGCGACUCGCCCUCGCUGGUGUCGCGAGGGUGCCCGGGGACGGCGUGCACCUCGCAGACCUUCCUGUGGCCGGCCGAGGGCGGGACGGGCUCCUUUCGGGAGGGGGCGGCCGGGGGCGGACGCGAGCCGCCCAGCCCGAGCGAGCGGCCCAAGCCGGAUUUGCAAGUGUCACUUACGGACGGGACGGCAAACAUCCAGGAGAGGAUUACCUGAGCAAAGACUCUCCGCUGGCGCAAGUUGUCACUACAUCUCGUCGGCCGGAGCCGAACUUUUUUUGAAUGAAGCUUCAUGGCCAGUUGUGAUUCAGCGCCUGGACCGGACUUACAGCCAACCCCCGUUUAUUGCGGGGUUCAGGAAGAAAGUCGGCCAUAUCGAAAAACCAAAGAGAAAAAAGAAAUCGCACAUUUAACCAAGUACAGUGAAGCCCGGCACCAAGCGCAUUUUUCGGGGACCUGUUCUUCAUGACUUGUCGCCAUCUUGUGGCCUUUUACUGCCAAGGAAUUCCGUUGAGAUACAUUGAGGAGCUUCAUUUGGACAAAAGUAGUGCUUCGUUACCAUCGUGUGGCAUCUAUGGCGAUUCCAAAUAUUUCUGGGAGUGUGACAAUUGUAAAUCUUUCGGGUUUGUACUGCCUGAUCUGAAUUUUGUCAUCAAAUGUGUCUGUGUUAGCUUAGCAUCGAGUAAACAAAAACAAAGCCUACCUUCGCUGUUUUGGCGCUCUCGGCCGCAUAGUUGUCCAAAGGAGAGGCAUAGCCUGCUCGCUUCGAGUCACGCCUGUAGAAAACAAAACGACAAUCAGACAUCAAACAGUCAACAAAAGCGUCAUCCCAACAAAAGUCUGCUAGCUUAAAAUGUUAACAUAAUAGCAAGUGGCAAAAAUGAGCAGAGCCACAUGCUAGAGGUUCAUCUCGCCUUCUGUUUCUUCUUCUCUCUGCUAACUCCACUGCAUCACCUCAAGUAGCGCUCUGCGCUGCCGUCUUGUGGCGCAAGGUGGCGCUACACCGAAGGUAUGCUACAUUCAUCAAGCAGGGGGUUGGCUCAACAGAACUAUUCUCCCAUCCCAUUUGCCAAAAAGUUCCUUUUCCGAGAGCGUUAGCCACGUGCUACGUGACCAGUAAGCUAGUCAAAUGUGAACGCUGCUGUUGCCAGAAGCGAAUGUAUUUUGCGUAUGCUAACGUGCACGCGAUGGUCUUCUCCGUGAGAAGGUGCAGAGGUUUGGAGGCCAGCUUUCGGGGUAUCAGCGCCACCGCCGAUGUUGCUCACUUUGCCUUGAAUGUAUGAAAGAAAGCGCCUGCAGGAAAACUCUUAUCCUUGUACAAAAUGAGAGCAAGAAUAAAGUUGCUGUUAAACCUC
This is a messenger RNA of Syngnathus typhle (broad-nosed pipefish), 3127 nucleotides long. It is a transcript of the gene ptger4b, whose product is annotated as prostaglandin E receptor 4 (subtype EP4) b. Gene Ontology annotation, cellular component: plasma membrane. Gene Ontology annotation, biological process: inflammatory response; cellular response to prostaglandin E stimulus; positive regulation of cytosolic calcium ion concentration. Bases 712 to 1989 code for a protein of 425 amino acids. The transcript is spliced from 2 exons. Gene Ontology annotation, molecular function: prostaglandin E receptor activity. NCBI's taxonomy places the organism in Eukaryota, Metazoa, Chordata, Actinopteri, Syngnathiformes, Syngnathidae. The record is from RefSeq and is a predicted model, not a curated record.